Phytophthora sojae is the source of this 222-nucleotide messenger RNA. RefSeq lists its product as hypothetical. The record is from RefSeq and is a predicted model, not a curated record. Lineage: Eukaryota; Oomycota; Peronosporomycetes; Peronosporales; Peronosporaceae. The coding region runs from base 1 to 222 and encodes 73 amino acids. The transcript is spliced from 2 exons.
AUGCACAGGAAGUGUGUGGUACCGUUGCUCUGCGUUGCCCUCCUCGCGAAUUGUGGCGUCGUUUUAGCGCUCGACCAAGCGGGCGGAGGUGCCCCCAGACUGAGAUCACUCACGGCCGAUACCGAAGCUAACGACAACGACGAUGGAGAGAGAGCAGGCUUGCCUAAAGUCUCAAACCGACCCGAGCGAUGUGUUCAAGACUUUGCGUCUUGGCGAGGCUAG